Molecule: messenger RNA, 990 nt
Organism: Populus euphratica (Euphrates poplar)
Lineage: Eukaryota; Viridiplantae; Streptophyta; Magnoliopsida; Malpighiales; Salicaceae
Exons: 3
Coding region: 140-709 (189 amino acids)
Source: RefSeq, a predicted model, not a curated record
AUAAAAGUUAAAUUUUCCCCGACAACCUCUCGCUUAUUUCCACUCCUCCUGCGUGCAAAACAAGUCCUCACUUCAGUAGCUGCAGGAGAUCGAUUUCUUUCUCAAAGAAAGAUAGCAAAAGAAGAUUCGUAAUUUUCAGAUGGGAGAGGGAAAAGGGUCGACUCUGGUUCACCUCCUAGUGGUGGUUCUGUGUCUGGUUGCCUUUGGGUUCGCCAUUGCUGCUGAAAGACGCAGAAGCACUGGCCAUAUUGAAAAAGAUGCAACAAACGCUACAUACUGUGUCUACAACUCUGAUGUUGCAACUGGUUAUGGAGUGGGCGCUUUCUUAUUUCUUCUUUCAAGUGAAUCGCUAUUGAUGGGUGUCACAAGAUGCAUGUGUUUUGGGAGAUCACUGGCCCCUGGUGGAGAUCGAGCUUGGUCCAUCAUAUAUUUUGUUUCAUCAUGGGCGACUUUUCUGGUGGCAGAAGCAUGUUUAAUUGCAGGUGCACAGAAAAAUGCCUAUCAUACCAAGUAUGUUGGGAUGAUCUAUGCUCAAAACUUUGCCUGUGAAACAUUGCGGAAAGGUGUUUUUAUUGCUGGAGCAGUGUUUGUGGUGGCAACAAUGAUUCUCAAUGUAUACUACUACAUGUAUUUCUCCAAGGCUACUGCCACCAAGGCAGCUCUCAAAACAAAUCGUACAAGUUCUGUUGGGAUGACUGGCUAUCCUUAGAAUCAAGAACAUGACCAGAUAGCUGAGUUUUGAUCGUGAUGUUUUGAGUCUGUUGGUGAUUCUGCUGUGCAAGUGUGCUGAGAUACAUUGCGUUUUUCUGGCACCAUAUAGCGUCGUUAUGAAUGUUACCAUCAUUUGAAAGGCUUGUGAAAAGUUUAGACGAAAAAACAUGAAACAUCAAGUAUCGUAAUUAAGAGAAUUAGAUCAUCUGAAUCCCAUUAAAUCUAUGGCCUGUCCAUGAUUCUAGUUCAUUUUAGCCUAUUUUAUUUGGUUUUACAAGC